Molecule: messenger RNA, 509 nt
Organism: Uranotaenia lowii
Lineage: Eukaryota; Metazoa; Arthropoda; Insecta; Diptera; Culicidae
Product: cytochrome c oxidase assembly factor 6 homolog
Exons: 1
Coding region: 141-401 (86 amino acids)
Biological process (GO): respiratory chain complex IV assembly
Cellular component (GO): respiratory chain complex IV; mitochondrion
Source: RefSeq, a predicted model, not a curated record
AACAAAUUUCUGUCCGGCAAGUUUGUGAUGACAUAAGACCAUCGCAUUUCAAAUUUGGCCAAUAGUUUUUUAAAUUAAUGGUAAAUUAAACACGAUAAGUUUCUUUUCAUCGAUCGCGCAUUUCGAAACCUGUAAGUAGAAUGUCCUACCCAGACAAGGAAUCGAGAGCCGCCUGUUGGGCCGCCCGGGACCAAUAUUGGAGCUGUCUGGACGAAAAAGCUCCCCAACAUUGCUCCACUAGUGGUCAACCGGAACCAAAAGAAUGCCUUGCUCUGCGAAAGUUGUUCGAGAAAGGAUGCCCUGGCCAAUGGGUGAAACAUUUCGAUCGGAAGCGAACAUUCGAACAGUUCAAAGCGAAAAUGGCCAAAGGUUACGAGCCGGUGGAAGCACAGCAGAAAUAAUUGGAACUGAAACAUAUUUAGAUUGCUUGAGUUUAACAUUUAAUCUUAAUCAUUAAAACUACCGAUGUACAGUUGUUGAAAUAAAUAAGAAUUCCUUACAUUUAAAAG